AUGGCGCCCUUGACACGAUUCCGCGCCGACGAAAACCAUGUCCCAACCGACGCAAUGGUCGAAUACUACUCCCAGCGUGCCUCCGUGCCCGGCACUCUCCUCCUGACGGAAGCAACUUUCAUCAGUGAGCGUUCCGGCGGGUACGCCAACAUCCCCGGUCUAUGGACCCUCGAGCAACUGGACGGGUGGAAAAAGGUGACGGACGCUGUACACGCCAAGGGGUCCAAGAUUUACGUCCAGCUUUGGGCCCUCGGGCGUGCGGCUGAACCUGAAAUUGGCGAGGGAUCUGGUGGAGCCCUCUACGAGGAGGGAUUCACCGACGUCGUCAGCGCGAGCGACGUACCCAUGUGGGAUGGUCUCCCGAAGCCGCGUCCUCUGGACGAGAGCGAAAUCUGGGGAUACGUCAAGGACUACGCCUCCGCGGCGAAAAUGGCCGUGGUACGCGCCGGCUUUGAUGGCGUGGAGAUUCACGCAGCCAACGGUUACCUGAUCGAUCAAUUCAUUCAGGAUGUCUCUAACCAUAGGACUGAUCAAUGGGGCGGCAACAUCGCCAACCGCGCCCGUUUUGCGUUUGAAGUGGCUCAGGCCGUCUCCGAAGCCGUGGGCCCAGACCGUGUGGGCAUUCGCUUGAGUCCCUUCAGCGAGUUCCAGUCGAUGCGCAUGAGCGAUCCCGUACCACAGUUCCGAUUACUGAUCUCCACUCUUCGGAAGCUGGACCUUGCGUACCUGCAUCUCAUCGAGCCACGCAUCGCAGGAUACAUUGAAAAAGAAGGGGUCACAGAUACCCUGGACUUCGCUCUCGAAGCAUGGGGAAAGCAAAAGCCUGUGCUUCUUGCAGGCGGAUUCAAGCCAGACUCAGCCAAGGAGAUUGUCUCGACCAAGUAUCCCGAGUACAACAUGGCCGUUGUGUUUGGUCGUCUUUUCAUCUCCACGCCUGACUUGGUGUACCGAAUCCAGAAAGGGAUUCCCCCGAAUCCCUACGACAGGAAAACGUUUUACAGGACCAGGGAGGCGCCGUUGGAGGUCGGAUACACAGACUAUCCUUUCUCAACUGAAUUUACGAAAGAGUUUGGUGCUCUCAACUGA
Lasiodiplodia theobromae is the source of this 1086-nucleotide messenger RNA. Its product is annotated as NADH:flavin oxidoreductase NADH oxidase. The transcript has 2 exons. Lineage: Eukaryota; Fungi; Ascomycota; Dothideomycetes; Botryosphaeriales; Botryosphaeriaceae. Gene Ontology annotation, molecular function: FMN binding; NADPH dehydrogenase activity. Bases 1 to 1086 code for a protein of 361 amino acids. The record is from RefSeq and is a predicted model, not a curated record.